UUAUCAAUUUUAAACGUCUCACGGGCACUGAGGGAAGUGUCAAACGUUCUUGGAGUGCGAGAAAAAUUUACAUCUGAAACAAAAAUCAUGGCUAUGCACAUUGGAAAAGUCCCUGGGUUCCAGAGUUAUCUCAAGGAAGGCGCCAAACAUUAUCAAGGCUUGGAUGAAGCUGUUUAUCGUAAUAUUUCGGCGUGCAAGGAGUUUGCCAAUAGUUUACGUUCGGCAUUCGGUCCCAAUGGCUUGAACAAGAUGAUCAUCAAUCACAUCGAGAAGCAAUUUGUGACUUCGGAUGCAGGCACCGUCAUGCGUGAGAUCGAUGUUGAACAUCCCGCUGUCAAAUUGAUGGUUUUGGCCUCACAAAUGCAAGAAGCUGAGGUCGGCGACGGCACAAAUUGGGUCGUUAUCUUUUGCGGUGCCUUGUUGGAAGCAGCUGAGGACUUGUUGCGUUUGGGCGUUGCUGUUACCGACAUUUGCGAAGGAUAUGAACGUGCAUUGGACAAAGCACUCGAAUUAUUGCCUUCUUUGGUGUGUUACGAGGUCAAAGACUUCCGUGAUAUUGAAAAAGUGAAGGAAGGAUUACGUACCGCUGUGAUGUCGAAGCAAUUGGGACACGAAGACUUCCUCGCAGAACUCAUCGGGAAGGCAUGUGUCUCAAUUUUGCCCGAAGAUACGACUUUUAACGUCGAUAAUAUUCGUGUUUGCAAAAUUUUGGGCUCCGGAUUGCAACGAUCUCAAGUUGUCAAUGGCAUGGUUUUUAAACGCGAGACCGAAGGCGAUAUUACACAAGUAAAACAAGCGAAAAUUGCUUUGUAUUCGUGUGCUGUUGACAUAAUUCAAACCGAAACCAAGGGAACUGUCUUGAUUAAAACCGCCGAAGAGCUUAAAAACUUCUCGCGUGGCGAGGAAAAACUCUUGGAGGAUCAAAUCAAGGCCAUUGCUGACACAGGAGCGAAAGUUAUUGUCGCAGGAGCAAAAUUCGGAGACAUGGCUUUGCAUUUCAUGAACAAAUACGGCUUAAUGGCAGUUCGAUUGAACUCGAAAUUCGAUUUGCGUCGUCUCAGUAAAGCCGUUAAUGGUACCGUACUUCCUCGUCUCACGCCUCCAACCACGGAAGAGCUCGGAUAUUGCGAUAAUGUCUUUGUCGAUGAACUCGGAGACACAACAGUGACAAUUUUCCGCUCGGAAGGCAACGAUAGUCGUAUUGCAACUGUCGUCAUUCGCGGUUCAACCGACAAUUACAUGGAUGAUAUCGAACGUGCGAUUGAUGAUGGAGUCAAUACCUUCAAAGGCUUAACGCGCGAUGGGCGAUUCUUGCCCGGUGCAGGCGCUACUGAAAUUGAUCUUUCGCAAAAACUCGCCGAAUAUGCAGAUACGUUGCCCGGCUUGGAACAAUACGCUGUUCGGGGAUUUGCAACUGCUUUGGAAGUUUUUCCGAAAGCUUUGGCCGAAAAUACGGGCGUUAAUGCCACGGAACUUGUGAGUAAGAUGCACUUGGCUCACAAGGCAAAUGGAAAAAAUGAAGGUUUUGAUCUUGAUGCGGAGCAACCAGCAACUGUUGAUGUAACAAAGACAAAAGUUUUUGACUUGUUUGCAACGAAAUGGUGGGCAUUGAAGUACGCCGCAACAACUGCUUGCACAAUCCUGAAGGUAGAUCAAAUUAUCAUGGCGAAACGUGCAGGCGGACCCAAACCGAGAGCGCCUCAAGGAAGCGAUGACGAGUCAUAAAGAGUUUUUUUUAUAAGCUAAUAUACGUCACGUACUCACACUUCAUUAAAAUCAUUUUAAUUAGUUUUCACACAAUUAAUCAAGUAUUCUCACGCUUUUGGGCGGGUAAAA
Messenger RNA from Culicoides brevitarsis, 1836 nucleotides. RefSeq names its product T-complex protein 1 subunit theta (gene CCT8). Gene Ontology annotation, cellular component: chaperonin-containing T-complex. The record is from RefSeq and is a predicted model, not a curated record. The transcript has 2 exons. Bases 88 to 1725 code for a protein of 545 amino acids. Gene Ontology annotation, biological process: protein folding. NCBI's taxonomy places the organism in Eukaryota, Metazoa, Arthropoda, Insecta, Diptera, Ceratopogonidae. Gene Ontology annotation, molecular function: ATP-dependent protein folding chaperone; ATP hydrolysis activity; ATP binding.